AUGUACUUGCUCCGUCAAACGCGCAACUUGGCUUCACGUCUCUCCACACCCCGCCCCAUGACCAACGUCGCCUCCGAUCGCCCUCUCCGCGUCGGAAUCGUAGGUGCUGGACGUAUUGGCCAAGUGCACGCUCAAGGGGUACAGCGUACGAGUGCAGUUGUACAUUGCAUUCAGCUACCAGCUCGAGAGACGGAGCCAGAUCGCGCCAAAAGAAUCGCCAAGAAAUACGGCAUCCCCAACUGGACCAACGACGCGUCCGAAGUGUUGAGUCAUCCCGAGAUCGAUGCGGUGCUCAUCUGCUCACCAACAAACAGGCACGCGGAGCAGAUUAUCGAGGCUGCAAAGAACAAGAAGCACAUCUUUUGUGAGAAGCCUGUGGAUCUUGAACUGGAAGUUGUCAACAAGGCCAUCAGGGCGGUCGAAACCGCUGGUGUGAAGCUCAUGAUCGGGUUUCAACGGCGCUUUGAUACCAACUUCCUUCGCAUCAAGGAAGCCAUCGACCGUGACGAGAUUGGCAAGGUCAACGUGAUCCGCAUCACAAGUCGUGACCCCAGUCCGCCUCCUGUGAGCUACAUCAAGAGUUCUGGUGGGCUAUUUCGCGACAUGACAAUCCACGACUUUGACAUGGCUCGCUUCUUGGUGGGCGAUGAGGUGGACGAGGUUUACACCAUGGCGAAAAGCGUGAAUCCUGGCAUUGCAGCAGCGGGUGACAUCGACACGGCUGUGGUGCUGCUUAAGUUUCGGAAUGGAGUCAUCUGCUACAUUGAGAACAGUCGCGAGGCCGCGUAUGGUUAUGAUCAACGGGUGGAGGUUCUGGGCUCGAACGGCUCCGUGGCUUGCGACAACAAGCACGCAAACCAGGUUGUGGUGUCGACAGGUAAGAGUGUGCGCCGCGACUUGCCACUGCAUUUUUUCCUGGAGCGCUACAUGGACGCUUAUGUCGAAGAGAUGGAGGCGUUUAUCCGCGUGUGUACUACAGACGCGCCGGUUCCUGUAGGCGGUGACGACGGUCGUGAGGCUCUGUUGUUGGCUCUUGCUGCAAACAAGUCUGUUGCUGAGAAUCGCCCCGUUAAGGUUGAUGAACUGCGUGGUUGA
Molecule: messenger RNA, 1095 nt
Organism: Phytophthora infestans T30-4
Lineage: Eukaryota; Oomycota; Peronosporomycetes; Peronosporales; Peronosporaceae
Product: oxidoreductase family, putative
Exons: 3
Coding region: 1-1095 (364 amino acids)
Biological process (GO): NADPH regeneration
Cellular component (GO): cytoplasm
Molecular function (GO): nucleotide binding; oxidoreductase activity
Source: RefSeq, a predicted model, not a curated record